UGUUUUGAAGUGAAGACGCUCCUGCCCAAAAGGAACUUACAACUUUAAGGGCAACACAAAUGAGAAAAAUGAAGACAAAAUAAGACUGAAAACCAGAGAACAUGAUGAUAAUGAUGAUGGGCUCAUUGAUUUCUCCAAAGUGUCUCUGAGACACAUACUGCCUGGAAUCAGUCACUUCCUGCCUUGUCUGCCACCCAUUGUGUAGCCACAAGUGAAGAAAUCGAAUUAGAGACGUUAAUUAGCUUACGCAAGAUUACAUAGCUGAGAAUGUGUGUUCUGUCAGCAGCUAUAAAAGUACAGAUCUGGGUGCUGAUCAAGAAUGUGAAGUGAGGCCUGAGAAAAUGCAGAACUGAGUUGAAAGAAAUGCAGAGUCAUUAGCGUCUUAAGCCAAUCAUCACCCUAAAAUGGUUUGAAGGGAGAUAUGGUAAACCCAAAUCACUGUUUUAACUAUGAUGAAAGGUCAAGCCAGCAAUGGAAAGCAAUGGACACAUUUUAUUUCCGAAUGGUGAUGCUGAUCCAUUUCAGAUUUCAUUAAAAUUUCAAUUAAAAGUUAAUUACAAACUCAAUGGAGAAGAGGGAGCACAUCAUCAAAAAUGGAUGGAUAUUUCUCUGCUACAGUGUCUUCCUUCUGGGACAAUGCAGUGAGAGCCAGUUGUCACUCAACACAUAAGGUGUCUGUAUUGUAGCUGCACAAGAGGGUUAUGGGAUGGAGUGCCUGAUGAGUUCCUCUAGAUUGAGCUGUCAGCUGUGACCUCUCUGAGGAGGUGAUCUAAGCUGCAAUCUGAAAGGCAAGAAGGAGUCAGUGUGUGAAAAUCUGUGAAAAAGUAACAUCUGGCAUAGAGAUCUUAAGAUUACAUGGAGUAUUUGCUUCCUGAUCCUUCUUAAUCUCUCUAGCCUGCAUUUCUGAAAACUUGGGGAAGGCAUACAAGCUUUGAAAAGACGGAAGAUUUCUUAGCAUAAAUAUCAGUAAAACAACUCUUUCCUACAGGAUUUUGAUGUCUCACUGAAGUAGCAAUUAAAACUGGACUCUUUUGAAGUUGUUUAUUCUAAGAAUGCACCUUCUUGAUUUUAAGGAUGAAAAGAUAGGAGCUGGAAGCAAAUUGGAUUCUGCUUCUCCAAACCUGAGCAUAUGUAAAAGAAAGCCUUUGCCCAGCAGAAUUAGCAGAUGGUCUAAAUCCCCUUGGAGUACAUGGGCUCAGUUCAACACUGAUUUGGGAUUAUUCAUUCAAAGUCCUUGGUCUUCUGGAACUUUAAUAAGCAGGCUUUCCCUCAUCAGGCUGACGAUGGCUCACUUCACACAUAACCACUCAAGACUUCUGUGCAGCAUAAAAUAGAAGAUCAAAAGCAGGGUUGAAUCUUUUUUGAAAGAGUUUGGUAACACCAGGCAUUUGAACACUCAGUCACAUGCAGCAGAACCAGGCACAUGGAGAACAGCUGAUUCCACAAAACCAAGGGCUUGGGUUUUGCAAUGGAACGAAUAUGGUUGCCGUUGCUUCUAACAAGUAGAGUGCUUCUGGGGUCUGCUCAGUUUAAUGGCUACAACUGUGACGCCAACCUCCACAGUAGAUUUCCUGCUGAAAGAGACAUCAAUGUCUAUUGUGGGGUGCAGGCCAUUACAAUGAAGAUUAAUUUUUGCACAGUACUUUUCUCGGGUUAUUCUGAAACAGAUCUGGCACUGAACGGAAGGCACGGGGAUUCCCACUGCAGGGGGUUCAUCAAUAACAACACCUUUCCCGCGGUGGUCAUUUUCAUAAUCAAUCUCAGCACCUUGGAGGGCUGUGGAAACAACUUAGUGGUAUCCACAAUUCCUGGAGUCAGUGCUUAUGGGAAUUCAACUUCAGUACAAAUAGGAAAUAUUUCGGGAUACAUUGAUACUCCAGACCCACCAACAAUCAUCAGCUAUCUACCUGGGCUUCUUUACAAAUUUAGUUGUAGUUAUCCAUUGGAAUACCUGGUUAAUAAUACCCAGCUUGCCUCGUCCUCAGCUGCUAUUUCUGUGAGAGAGAACAAUGGUACAUUUGUCAGCACUUUGAACCUGCUCCUUUAUAAUGAUUCAACCUACAGUCAGCAGUUAAUUAUCCCAAGUAUAGGAUUACCUUUGAAAACCAAAGUGUUUGCAGCGGUACAAGCCACUAAUCUGGAUGGCAGAUGGAAUGUCUUAAUGGAUUAUUGCUACACAACCCCAUCAGGGAACCCAAAUGAUGAUGUUCGAUAUGAUCUCUUCCUUAGCUGCGACAAAGAUCCUCAGACCACUGUCAUUGAAAAUGGCAGAAGCCAGCAAGGCCGGUUUUCCUUUGAAGUGUUCCGAUUUGUGAAACACAAGAAUCAGAAAAUGUCCACCGUCUUCCUGCACUGUGUUACCAAGCUCUGCAGAGCUGAUGACUGCCCCUUCCUUAUGCCAAUUUGCGGCCACAGAGAAAGGAGGGAUGCAGGGAGAAGGACCACUUGGAGCCCCCAGAGCACGUCUGGAAAUGCAGUCCUCUCUGCUGGUCCCAUCAUUACUCGGAGUGAUGAGACUCCAACCAACAAUUCACAGCUUGGUUCUCCAAGGGAACCUCCCUUCCAGCUGAAUGCCAUCACCAGUGCACUGAUAUCAGGAAUGGUCAUCCUGGGAGUGAUGAGCUUUUCCCUUCUCCUGUGCUCACUGGCCCUUUUAUACAGGAAGGCACCCACCAGUUUGGUGUUGAAUGGCAUAAGAAACCCAGUCUUUGACUGACUUUAACAGGUCCCUUCUCUCAGGAGGACUCACUGACUAUACCCUGUGUUACUGCAGUCAGUGUUUUCAUCCAAAUUGAAUGCCAGCCAGCAUUUGAUAUUUGUAGGUUUGAUAGAUUUCACAGUGUAGUUCGUCAGCAUGAUGAUAGUGAAAGAAUUUGGGUGGUAUUGUUCUCGUCGUGUAAGUAUGUGGUCAGCCCUAUUUGUAUGGCACCAAUGGGUAGAAUGACAAUAAGCCAACCAUAUUCAGGACUCAGAUCUUACAGGAUCAGUCAUAUUUCAUUUUAUUUCAAUUUUCUUUUGAUAAUUGGUUGUUAUAGAGAUAAAAGGUGGGCAUAGAAAAAAUAUACAUUUGUUGCAUUUUUCCCCCUAAGCAUUUAUACCCAGUGUGCUGGCAUUUAGAUUGUUUAUGUGGUCCUAAAUUGAAAGUUACUUUUUUUAUUUUUAUUUUUUUAUUCCAGAUAAUUCCAGCUUGGGGAUAUGUUUUAAUUGGACUGGUCGAUUUGGACACCUGAGAUUUAAUUACUCUUUCUGUGACCUGAGUUUUUGGCCGAUUUCCAUGUCUGAUGACAUUCAUUUAAAAAACAAACAAACAAACAAACUCAGGAAAUGUGUCUUAACCUGGAGCACCUACUUGUGUAGCAGAAUGUAAAAAUAGUUGUUAACCUCUAAAGGAAACCAAGUGACCCUAGGUCAUUAUUCAUUUACAUGGGAGUGGCUGUGCUCAGUUUUCUCCUGGUUCACUGAGAACGUCAGCACAAGUUCACUUUCCUCCCAGGUAAACAAGUCAGCUGCAUUUGCAGCUGUGCUUCCAGCAGUGAGGCAGCUGCAGAGAUCAUUCUUCAUUCAAGAGCCAUUGCAUGGGAAAACAAACCAUAGUUGUGGGAGUGGACAUUGUCCCCACACAUAAGCAUAAUGUUCCCAUGGGGUUUUUAGCAACCUAGUUUCCUUUUGUCCCUAUGACAAAGAGUAAACAGGGUAAGUGUGUUUUGCAGAACAUUGUUGAGUCUCUAUGACAAAAAUGUCCCUUUCCCACAAAUUUCUGAUGCUAGCAAAGCAAAUAAUCUGGAAGAGCCCUACUUUUUAGGUGUCUUCUUGAAAGUGUCAUGAUGGCCAUGGAAUAAACAGUAUUUUCCUGUAAUAGUAAACUGCAAGAAGUUGUGAUCCUUUGUCAGUUUUUCAAAAAAAUGUUUAAAAGCCACGUAUUAAGCAACCUCUGUUCUUACCAAAAAAUCAUCCUUCUCUUUGUUCAGUCUAUUCACACAACUGAAUAGAACAAUUC
This is a messenger RNA of Prionailurus viverrinus (fishing cat), 3997 nucleotides long. RefSeq names its product zona pellucida like domain containing 1 (gene ZPLD1). The transcript is spliced from 22 exons. The coding region runs from base 1469 to 2716 and encodes 415 amino acids. Gene Ontology annotation, cellular component: cell surface. The record is from RefSeq and is a predicted model, not a curated record. Lineage: Eukaryota; Metazoa; Chordata; Mammalia; Carnivora; Felidae.